Messenger RNA from Oryzias latipes (Japanese medaka), 7895 nucleotides. It is a transcript of the gene cachd1, whose product is annotated as cache domain containing 1. Gene Ontology annotation, molecular function: voltage-gated calcium channel activity. The record is from RefSeq and is a predicted model, not a curated record. Lineage: Eukaryota; Metazoa; Chordata; Actinopteri; Beloniformes; Adrianichthyidae. Gene Ontology annotation, cellular component: voltage-gated calcium channel complex.
CAGAUUGAAUUACAGACCCCUUUUUUUUAACCUAGUGUGACUUAUCCUUUUAAUAUUUAUAUUUUUCUAGGAUGUAGUAAAGGGUUUAUAUGUUUUGGGCAGCAUUUGUUUAUUAUUUAUUUUAAAUGUAGCUUUUACAAAUUUGGUGGCUUUUGAAAAUUUUUGAAAGAUUUUUGCUUGUUGCUGUACUCCUUUUUUUUCUUCUGCAGAUUGAUUUAUAUUUUAAUGUGGCUUUAGUAUCAUUACUUUGGUCUCUUAAGAGCUUAGUUCUCAUAACUCAUAAUUUCUGGUAAAAGUAACAAUAGUUUCCAAAAAAAAAAGAAAAUAAACAACAUACCUCUGAGUCGAUUUUUAUGUCAGUAAAGUAACUUUUUGAGGAAAGACGUUGCAUUCACGGAGCCUCGGAUUAACAACAAUUAUUUAUAAAUGUUUUGUUUUUGCGUCGGCGGUUUUGUGUGCAAAUAUUAUUUAUCAUUUGUUAAUAUUUAUUCAUGUAAAGAUACACAUUUUAUACUAACGAAUUACUCUUAAAGGCAAAUUCUCAACUAGGAAUAUUUUUUUCAAGGCGGUCUUUGAAGGCAUCCUGAGAGCCUGAUCCAUUGAUCCAGAGAUCCAGGCGCCGGUAGGACUCCUGGUUGAUUCCACGCCUCCCACUUUCACCCCCAUUGUGGUGAAUCUCUGGCUCUCACACACACUUAGCCAGACUUUCAGGAGUUGGAGCGGCUGGUCGAAGAGGGAAUCCCGACAGCUGCUGAAAAAUACCCGAACAUUUCCUCUUUCCUGUAUGGAUCUGUUUCCUUCUCUUCAGGGGUUUCGCGGAGGGUUGCGACGCUGGGAGUUUUAGAGGCUCGUGCCGGAGGGGACGUUACGCUGCAAAGUUGUAAAAGUAGUCCCUUGAGGUUCUUGUUUGUUCCGCCACCAGCUCAGACUCCGUGUUCCUCCAGCUCCUACUUCCAUCAUGGCAUGGCGGACUGUGGAGAAGUCUCUGCGUUUGACGCGGACUUCGCGCGCAGCUUUCCGGGAGAAACACCUUGGCUGUGGCCGAGGCUCGCUGGCUGUUAGGAGUUUGCUUUCACUCUGCCUGGUUCUCUCUUGUGGAUAUUGCGGAGCGGACUCUGAGUUUUCUAUCCUGGAGGAAGCGCAGGUUUUGUCGGAGCAGAUGAAAAAACUGUCUUCUCACGAACUGGGAGUCUUUACGAUGCAGAGGAUUUUCAACUCGUUCGUGUACACAGAGAAGACAUCAAACGGAGAGACAGAAGUGCAGCAGCUGGCCAAGAAGAUCCGUGAGAAGUUCAACCGUUAUCUGGAUGUGGUGAACAGGAAUAAACAGGUGGUAGAGGCCUCCUACACGGCCCACCUCACCUCUCCGCUCACAGCCAUACAGGACUGCUGCUCCAUUCCUGCCUCCAUGAUGGAGUUUGACGGAAACUUCAAUACCAACGUCUCCAAGACGAUCUGCUGCGACAGACUUUCCCCCACCGUCAACAGCCGAGCUUUCAAUCCUGGACGGGACCUCAAUUCAGUUUUGGCUGACAACCUGAAGUCCAACCCGGGAAUAAAGUGGCAGUACUUCAGUUCAGAGGAAGGAAUCUUCACUGUUUUCCCAGCACACAAGUUUAGCUGUAAAGGAACCUAUGAACACCGCAGCAGGCCUGUGUACGUCUCUGCAGUGCGUCCCCAGUCUAAACACAUCGUGGUCAUGGUGGACCACGGAGCUUCUGUGACUGAAACCCAGCUGCAGAUCGCUCGCGACUCUGCGCUGGUUAUCCUUAAUGCCAUCGAUGAACAUGACAAGGUCUCAGUUCUCUCCGUGGCAGAGACCGUCCGCUCCUGCUCGUUAGACCAGUGCUACAAGAGUCUGCUGUCUCCAUCCACCAGUGAGACCAAGAGGAAGAUGAGCACCUUCAUCUCCAACAUCAAGUCCUCAGACGUGGCCACCCAACAUGCAGCUGGGUUCCAGAAAGCCUUCCAGCUGCUGCGCAACACCAGCAGUCUCCAUAAACAGAGCAGCACCACAGACAUGGCGAUCAUCUACCUGUCAGCUGGGGUCACGUCUCGAGAGUCGUCAGAGCAGGACAAGAGAGCCACGCUCAGUGUUGUCCGGGAAGAGAACCGGCACUUUAACAACUCCGUCAUGAUCCUCACCUAUGCUCUGAUGAAUGAGGGAGUCACAGGCCUGAAGGAGCUGGCCUUCCUGAGGGACCUGGCAGAGCAAAAUUCUGUCAAAUACGGCGUGGAUCGAAUCUUCGACCGAGAACGUUCAUCUGGAUCGGCCAGCGCUUCGGUGAUUCCGGUGGUGAAGGGCAGCAUGAUGGUCCUAAACCAGCUGAGCAACCUGGAGACGACAGUGGGGCGCUUUUACAUCAACCUGCCCAACCGCAUGAUCGACCUGGCCCGUUUCAGUCUGCCCUAUGCCGACCCCAUGGGGGAUGGGUUCAUCAUGACUGUGAGCCGGCCGUGCUACUUUGGUAACCUGCUUCUAGGUGUGGUUGGGGUGGAUGUGAACUUGGCUUACAUACUGGAGGAUGUUACCUACUACCAAGAUUCCCUGGCUUCAUACACUUUUCUCAUCGACAACAAAGGAUACACUUUGAUGCACCCGUCACUGACACGGCCGUAUUUGAUGACUGAGCCCCCGCUGCAUACAGAUAUUAUCCACUAUGAGAAUAUCCCAGGAUUCUCUGCUGUCCGACAGAACAUCCUCAGCCUCCCUUUGGGCAGCCAGGUCAUUGCUGUGCCAGCUAACUCCUCACUGUCCUGGCACACCAACCGACUUAGGGACAACAGCAAAGAUUCAUACAAUGUCAGCUAUGCCUGGAAGUUGGUUCAGGACACAUCGUUCAUCCUGUGCAUCGUCUACGUGCAGCCAGAGAUUCCAGUAAAGCAGCUAAAGAACCUUAACACAGCUCCGAGCUCAAAGCUGCUCUACCAUCGUCUGGAUCUGCUGGGCCAGCCCAGCUCCUGCUUGCACUUCAAGCAGCUCGCCACUGUUGAGUCCCCCACAGUGAUGCUGGCGGCUGGUAGCUUCUCCUCUCCUUAUGAGCACCUGAGUCAGCCAGAGACGAAGCGGAUGGUUGAACACUAUACCGCCUACCUGAGCGAUAACACCAGACUCAUAGCCAACCCUGGCCUCAAGUCCUCUGUCAGGAAUGAGGUCAUGGCGACCAGUCACGUCACGGAUGAGUGGAUGACACUAAUGGAAAUGAGUAGCCUCAACUGCUACAUUGUGCGACGUUACAUAGCAACACCCAGCGGGGUGCUCCGGAUUUACCCAGGAUCCCUGAUGGACAAAGCAUUUGACCCCACCCGCAGACAAUGGUAUCAACAUGCUGUGGCCAACCCUGGCCUCGUCACCUUCACAGGGCCGUACCUUGACGUGGGAGGAGCCGGUUAUGUCGUCACCAUCAGCCACACUAUUCAUGCUUCCAGCUCUCAGAUGGCUCCUGGUUAUGCAGUUGCAGUGAUGGGUAUAGAUUUCACCCUCAGAUACUUUUAUAAGGUCCUGCUAGACCUUUUGCCCAUCUGCAACCAGGAUAAAGGGAACAAAAUCAGGUGCUUUAUAAUGGAGGACCGUGGAUACUUAGUGGCUCACCCCACCCUUAUUGACCCCAAAGGUCAUGCCCCCGCAGAGCAGCAGCACAUCACACAUAAGGAGCCGCUGGUGGCCAAUGACAUCCUCAACCACCCCAACUUUGUUAAGAAAAACCUGUGUAACAGUUUCAGUGACCGCACAGUACAGCGUUUCUACAAGUUCAACACCAGCAUAGUGGGGGACCUUACUAACUUAGUCCACGGCAGCCAUUGUUCCAAGUACCGCCUGACCAGAAUCCCGGGGACCAACGCCUUUGCUGGCAUUGUCAACGAAACAUGCGACUCACUGGCGUUCUGCGCCUGCAGCACGGUCGACAGGCUCUGUCUCAACUGCCACAGAAUGGAGCAGAAUGAGUGUGAGUGUCCGUGUGAGUGCCCCCUGGAGGUCGAUGAGUGUACAGGCAACCUCACCAACGCAGAGAAUAGAAACCCCAGCUGUGAGGUCCAUCAGGAGCCCGUAAGCUUGAACGUCAUUGAUGCCGGUCUGCACGACACCCUGCCACAGUGCAUCAACACCCGCUGCAGCCAGAGAGUCACCAGCAGCGACUGCUAUGGCGUUUUGGACUGCGAGUGGUGCAUGGUGGACAGUGAUGGGAAGACUCGACUGGACAAGCCCUACUGUGCCCUGCAAAAGGAAUGUUUCGGGGGGAUCGUUGGCGCCAAAAGCCCCUACGCAGACGGCCUAGGAGUCGUUGAUGAGGAGGUGGCCUCUUUGAACAUGAUCAAGAGCGCCCCUGUAGGUCCCGUGGCCGGGGGGAUCAUGGGAUGCAUCAUGGUGUUGGUUCUGGCUGUUUACGCAUACAGACAUCAGAUCCACCGACGCUCACAUCAGCACAUGUCUCCUCUGGCCACACAGGAAAUGUCGGUGAGAAUGUCCAACCUUGAUAAUGAGAGGGAUGAGAGGGACGAAGACAGCCACGAGGACAGAGGGAUCAUCAGUAAUACCAGGUUUAUCGCCGCUGUGAUCGAGAGACACACUCACACCCCAGAGCGCAGACGGAGGUACUGGGGCAGAUCUGGGACGGAGAGCGAUCACGGCUACAGCACCAUGAGUCCACAGGAAGACAGCGAGAAUCCACCCGGGAACAACGAUCCACUCUCGGCAGGUGUUGACGUUGGCAACCACGACGACGACCUGGACUUGGACACGCCCCCCCAGACGGCCGCGUUGCUGAGCCACAAAUUCCAUCCAUACCGACACACGCACCACCACCCCCUGCACACGCACCACCUGCAGGCUGCAGUGACCGUGCACAGCGUGGACGCAGAGUGCUGAUCCGCCGGCAACCUUCCCGUCAGGGAUGGAACAGUGUCGUUUGUACAGCAAAGAGCAUUUAUUGAAAAGAUUCUUCGCUGUUUGUCCAGAUGGUUAAAGCCAGAAGUGGAUCUAGCAUCUCAAGACGAAAUGGAACCUUAUGAAGUGACAUUCCCUUUUUUUUUCCUUGUAGCUCAGAAAGUCACACAGAGAAUAAGCAAACAGAAUGUAACAGCUGGAAAUGAGAUUUUUCACAGGAAUCAGGAUUUGACAAGCUUUGGGAUCACACAAGAUGCUGCUUGACUCCCUGAAUAUCACUAUGGAUGAGAAAUGCAGGGACAAAGAUCUUCAUUUUUCAGUGUUCCACAUUGGGAGUAGCUGGAGUUUUUUUCUGCAAAGCCCUCUAGUGGGGUCAGAAACACAGAUAGAUCUCUGUACAUUUAAAAAAAAGAAAAAAAAAGAAAAAUCACGGUGGGGCAUAUCUGAUGAAGAUCGGAAGUACUUUCUUUUUAAACGAAGAACUGGCUCCGUUAGGAUUUAACUUCCAUCUCUUCCUCCUCAAAUCUGUAGUGGAUUUCCUCGGAAAGUUGCCUCCUGUGUCCGGACAAAAGGAGAACCGGAGGACGACAGAAAACGCCGAGAAGUGGGAUCUCAUUUCUGCAAACGUCUAUGAAUUUCAGUCUAAAAAACAGAUUUUACGUAAAAUAGACUUUUAAGAGAAAAAUAAUAUUUUUCUACUAUUUAUUAAAGAAGUUUUUCAUGACAGAUGGGAACCGCGAUGCCACCCAGUGAAAUGAUAUUCUUGUCGGCCUCUGCGCGACAGACCCAGGCCUGAUGAUGCUCAGCUAUUUUCCUGAAAGCAUGUUGGCCAUUUUACUCUUUGAGAGCUUGUUUCAUCCGAUCAAAUGCUUUUGGUUUUCAUCAGACUUUUCAUUACCAGAUUAUUUACAAGUUCUCUUAAAAAACACAUUUUUCUCCUCUAAAGUAGCUUUUUUUUUUUUUUACAAAUGUGUCUUUUUUUACCCCAAACCAUCUUGUAAAAGCGCGCUGAAGAAUGCAUCCAAAGUUUUACAAGGUGCAAACCUUUUUUUUUUUGGCUCUAGAUUUUGAAACCCUAUAAAAACUCUACGCCUGUUUACACCUGCAAAUAUUUUUAAGAGGCUUCAGACGUCUGCAUCGGUGCCACUGCUUUAUUGCAGACAAGGAAUGUGUGGGCAGAAAAUUGACAAAGCACUGUCAGCCUUUGUAGACUGCAUAUGGAAUGAAUGAAAUUCAACACAGUAGCGUUGCCAUAAACUCAUCUAUUAUGACAUUUCAGUGCAACACCAUACCUUGACGUCAACACAUAAAUGUUUUUACUCUUUGAAAAGGGGAUUCUAUGGAUGUUUUUGGAAAAUUGAUACGCUUUUGUGGAUCAGCUACUAUUUUCUUUGUCAAGAAAUGCACGUUCUUUUUUUUUUUUUUUUUUUUUAAAGACAAGUCUGAAAAAAGUGAGCCUUAAUCACAUCCUGCAUCAGAGCAGCUGGGGAGGAAAUGCUUCUUAACAUGCAGCACAUCUCUGUCUUCUGAGAUCUGCGCUCAUGUGAGAUGAAACCUGCUGGAGGGGAGAAGAAAUUCAAAGAAAGCAUUCCUUCUCCCUGAUCUGUCUGUGUGAAGAAUCCAACUUUAUUGCUGAAUGAAGAAAUUCUGUCAAAGAGGCGGAGAAAGACGAUGGAAAUCAGUAAAAAAAAGAAAACAUUCCCCGCCUCGGUCUCUGAGCGCUUGGCUUUUAUGGCCAAAGCGAUGCUGACUGUGCUCUGUCUGGACUGGAUGUCAGAAACGCUCCAAAUGCAGUCUACUUGUCAAAGAGAGUCAAAGAUGCUGCUGAUGCUGCGCAGAGGCCCCGCCCUCCUGUCGCCGCCUUUUGUGGUUAACCACUCAAAGUAUAUUUUCUACGUGUCUUUUUGAAUGUCUUCAUGGGGGAGGGAGUGCAGCACGUGGAGCAUUUUCAUUGAAUUCCUUAUUUUUCAGUAGAAAAACAAUAUUGAAAUCUGCUUAUUUUUAUCCAGAUGAAGAGUCACCUGAUGUUUGCUUUGAGUUCAUGACAAACCAGCAUCAGCAUGACUUCCUUUGUUUCCCCCUCGGGUGGCAAAAUGUCUGUUUUUAAAGAUCCGUUACAUAAUGUAAAUACCGAAACAAAACCCACUGAUGCUCUGUUCUCCAUUUUGAAAUGUUGACACAUGACGUAUGCUUCACAUGAUGCUCAGAUAUGUGUUUAUUGAAUCGUCUGUUCACGGCGUCUCACUAUAUUUUGGAUGUCUUAUAGGCGUAUUUUUCUUUAGGUCCAUAUUGGAUGGAAGGCAGAAAUUGCAAAUACACACUUUUUAUGUUUUAAAAUAUGUCUAGAUUUCAGAGUUCUAAAGUCUUCAAGAUGUUUAUGAAAACAUUUAGAUUUUAGUAGGAGUUACAACAGCUUUUCAGUGACUAAUGACCAAAACGGUAGCCUUGUAGUAGAUUCUGGUUAGCACUACUGGGAUCCUGUUGCUAUAUAAGGCUUAGCAACGAUAUUCAUUUACAGCCAUUUUAGACUGUUUCAUAGCUCAUCCGCACAAUAAGAAGUUGUCAAAUGACCCAAGAAAAAUAAGGAUUUUUGUCAUGUUGCCUGUUCAUUCACAGUUACAGUAUUUCUAUCAAACACCAAAAACUGCAAAUGUUCGUGUCUGUUUCCUGUAAUUUAUUUGGUACGUCAUCCAAUAAGCUCACUGUGCAGCUAACGUCUGAUCAAACUCACUGUGGCCAGUUUUUUCCAAUAACAUGUGUAAGCUGGGUCAGAUUUCUCUACAAACUCAGUGUGACAAUGGUUUCUAUUUUUGUUCCUGGGGAGCUUUCUAACAGUAUUUACCUGCUGUUGUAAACAAGUAUAUAUGUAUGUAUGUAUGUAUACAGGACACUCUGAAUUGUAAUUACUUUUCUGAAGGAAAUUAUGUAUGUCACCCUCCCAUGUAUCAUACAAAGUUAUAAAAAUGAGAUUUAUUGCCAUUUGAAUGUGAUAAAGUGCAUUUUACAUUCA